Messenger RNA from Staurois parvus, 1593 nucleotides. The record is from the annotation of a GenBank genome assembly. NCBI's taxonomy places the organism in Eukaryota, Metazoa, Chordata, Amphibia, Anura, Ranidae.
ACAGGGGAUGUACCACUAUCUGCAGAGAUGUUUCCCUGAUCUCCCGAAUCGGGGCAUUGUGGUGGGGUACGAUACACGCGGGCAUGCUGCAAGUAAUUGCACCAGCGAGAGGUUGGCUAAGCUGACAGCUGCCGUCUUUCUCAGCCGAGGUGUACAGGUCUACCUUUUCUCUAGAUACGUCCCGACUCCUUUUGUGCCGUAUGCCGUUCAAAAACUUGGAGCCAUUGCUGGUGUAAUGAUCACAGCAUCACAUAACCGCAAGGAGGACAAUGGGUACAAGGUGUAUUGGGAGAAUGGGGCUCAGAUCACUUCUCCUCAUGAUAAAGAGAUCCUGAAAUGUGUGGAAGAAGAUCCGGAACCCUGGCAUGAUUCCUGGUGUGUGAGAACCUUGCUGAUACCAGCUCACUAAACAGAGAUCCCCUGGAGGAGAUCACAAAGGGUUACAUGGAGGACUUGAGAGCCGUCUGUUUUCACAGGGAGCUGAACCAGAAGACCUCAAUGAAGUUUGUCCACACCUCAUUUCACGGGGUCGGUCACGACUACGUCCAGUCUGCGUUCAAAGUGUUUGGCUUUAACCCCCCCAUUCCCGUCCCUGAGCAGAAGGACCCCGACCCAAAUUUUUCUACUGUGAAAUGUCCGAACCCCGAGGAAGGAGAAUGUGUCCUGGAGCUUUCUCUCAGGUUGGCGGAGAAGGAAAGGGCCCGGGUGGUGCUGGCUACGGACCCCGAUGCUGAUAGGCUGGCUGUGGCUGAACUACAAGACUCAGGCCAGUGGAAGGUGUUCACAGGAAAUGAGCUGGCGGCUCUACUUGGCUGGUGGAUGUUCUUCUGCUGGCAGAAAUCAGAAAGGAGAUGUGAGGUGGGGGAUGUUUACAUGCUGGCCACCACCGUCUCUUCCAACAUCCUGCAAGCCAUCGCCACACAUGAAGGUUUUCACUAUGAGGACACUCUGCCGGGGUUUAAAUGGAUCGGAAACCGAGUGAAGGAUCUCUUGGAUAAAGGGAAAACCGUCUUGUUUGCAUUUGAGGAAUCGAUAGGCUAUAUGUGCGGGACAGCUGUGCUGGACAAAGAUGGCGUCAGUGCGGCGGUGGUUGUUGCAGAAAUGGCCGCUUAUCUAGACAGUAUCAAUAUGAGUUUAAAUCAACAGCUUAUCCGAAUAUAUGAGAUAUAUGGUUAUCACAUCUCAAAAACGUCCUAUUUCCUAUGCUACGACCCUGCCACUAAUAAGAGGAUAUUUGAUCGGCUGAGAAAUUAUACUGGUCCAAAGAGAUAUCCGCAGUCCUGUGGAACGUACGGCAUUCUCCACGUCCGGGAUGUGACCACAGGCUAUGACAGCAGCCAGCAGACCAAGAAAAGUUUGCUUCCAGUGAGUAAGAGCAGUCAGAUGAUCACCUUCACAUUUCAGAACGGCUGUGUGGCCACCCUGAGAAGAAGUGGCACAGAACCAAAGAUCAAGUACUACGCCGAGAUGUGUGGUAGCCCCGGACAGGGUGACAAACUAUUCCUGGAAGAGGAGCUGAAGAAGGUCAUUCAGGUUUUGGUGGAGGAAUUUUUGGAGCCCAGCAAGAAUGGAUUAAUUUGGAGAGCGAUGUGA